Neoarthrinium moseri is the source of this 1032-nucleotide messenger RNA. RefSeq lists its product as uncharacterized. Bases 1 to 1032 code for a protein of 343 amino acids. The transcript is spliced from 3 exons. The record is from RefSeq and is a predicted model, not a curated record. NCBI's taxonomy places the organism in Eukaryota, Fungi, Ascomycota, Sordariomycetes, Amphisphaeriales, Apiosporaceae.
AUGGCGCCAAAGGUAUUCAUUACGGGAUCGACUGGAUUCAUCGGUGGUGACGCGCUCUAUGCGCUCAAUCAGUCUCAUCCAGAUUGGGAAUAUUCAAUUCUGGUUCGCACCCAGGAGAAGGCCGACCAGGUGAAAGCCAAGUACCCGAAGGUUAGAGCAGUUAUUGGCGACCUUGACAACUCGAAAAUCAUCGAGGAAGAAGCAUCGAAAGCAGAUAUCGUUCUACACACCGCAGAUGCCUCGGACCACGAAGGUGCUGCCAAGGCCAUCGCGGCAGGUCUGGCAUCUGGCCACUCGGCCUCAAAGCCAGGCUUCUGGCUACACACGGGAGGUACAGGCAUUCUGACAUACUUUGACGAUUCGGCAAACAAGUUGGGCGAGUGGUCUGAGAAGGAGUUCAACGACUGGUCGGGUGUGUCAGAACUCACCCACCUUCCGGACGCCGCGUUCCACCGCAACGUCGACAAGAUCGUGCUGGAGUGCGGCACGGCACAUGGCGAUGCCGUCAAGACUGCUAUCGUCUGCCCGCCGACUAUCUACGGUAAGGGACGCGGCCCCGUCUCGGGCCGUAGCCGUCAGGCAUACGAACUUGGCAGCUUGAUCCUUAAAAAGGGAUACGCCCCAAUUAUUGGGCAGGGCAAGGCUCGCUGGAACAGCGUGCACGUCCACGACCUGAGCGAUGCUUUCGUCUUGCUCGCGGAAGCCGCAGCAGCGGGUAACCUGUCCGAGGAGCUCUGGGGUGCCAAGGGCUACCACCUCGCCGAGAACGGGGAGUUCGUGUGGGGUGAACUGUCGAAGGCCAUGGCUAAGGAGGCAUACGAACUUGGGUACCUGAAGGCUGAGCCUGCGGAGGAGAAGCUUAGCAGGGACGAGGCGUUCGAGAUUGCAGAUUUCCAAGCUGUGAGCUGGGGCUUGAAUUCCAGGGGCAAGGCUGAGCGCUUGAGGAAGACUUUAGGCUGGAAGCCCCACCGACAGAGUAUCGAGGAUGAGAUACCUGAGAUCUUGAAAUCUGAGAAGGCUCUGCUCGGGUAG